Anastrepha ludens (Mexican fruit fly) is the source of this 5367-nucleotide messenger RNA. RefSeq lists its product as uncharacterized. The record is from RefSeq and is a predicted model, not a curated record. Gene Ontology annotation, cellular component: nucleus. The transcript has 8 exons. The coding region runs from base 279 to 3389 and encodes 1036 amino acids. NCBI's taxonomy places the organism in Eukaryota, Metazoa, Arthropoda, Insecta, Diptera, Tephritidae.
AGCACACCGCCUUCUGCGAGGGAGCAAAAUAUAUAUUUUCUGUGCAUAAACGGGCAUAACAUCCUUGAAAGCAAAACUUUAAAAACGUUUUUAUUAUUUGUAUAUAGAAAGUGUUAAUUUGGUAAAAAGCGAAGCAGCUUAAGAACAAAUCUCUCAAAAUUUAUACGGUUUUCUCAGCAGGGAAACGUAAAUUUGGAAUUGGCAGCAGUCCUUCAUUUGGCUCACUUUUCUUUACAAUUUAACUAAUAUUAACAAAAUUUCUAAAGCUAAAUGUAAACAUGAAGUGUGAAUUGUGCGAUUCGGAACGUUGCAAUACCAUUGAGUACGGAGAAUUUCUUACAAAAAAUGGAAAAGGUGUGCAUACGAACUGUCUGUAUUUGUCUUCGGGCUUAAGGCAAGCUGGUCGCGAAAGUGAGGGCUUUCUUGGAUUCCUACUCAAGGAUAUUGCAGCAGAGCGAGCUCGCGUCUCUAAAAUUCAAUGUUACUAUUGCGGAAAAAUGAGAGCCAAUAUCGGUUGUUGCGAAAGUCGUUGUCACCGUAGCUUCCAUAUGAUUUGUGGCAUCGAAUGUGGCGCUAUGAACCAAUUUCUACACACCUUCCGCUCCUUUUGUAACCGUCAUGUACGGAAAGUGCAAGCUCGCCCAAAACCAGAUGAUAAAUGCUGUAUUUGCUAUGAAAACAUCUUCAAUGAAAACGAACGCUUUAGGGCUGUUAAAAUGAUUCGUGCACCAUGCUGUCGGAAUGGUUGGUUUCAUAAAAUUUGUUUGCAAAAAUUUGCUAAAAGUGCUGGGUAUUUCUUCAAAUGCCCCCUCUGCAAUGACUUGCAGAAGUUUAGAGAGAGGAUGUCUAGUUGGGGUAUUUUCGUUCAAGACAAAGAUGCCGAAUGGGAGAUGGUGCCCAAUGCGUAUGCCGAACUGCUUGAGAGGCCAGGUGUAUGCGGCGCGAAGAUUUGUAAUAAUGCGGACGGCCGCAGUCAAUGCAAUGACUUAAACCCAUUCCUUUACUGUUCAACAUGUGGGUCUGUUGCGCUACACCGGCGUUGUGUACCACAAGGUAGAAGCAAAUUUGAAUGUGACAACUGCAAGCAAGUCUUGAAGACUGAUAGUGGGAGUGAAAGUAUACGUUCAAAACAACAGCAUUCAGGUGAAGUUAAUGGGCAUACAAAAGAUGGGACCGAAGAUGAAAACUCCGAUGUGGAUGUUUGCGACGAUACUGAUAAAGAAAUAAGCUGCAAUAACCAAGAAGAAUCUGAUGAUGAGGACAUCGGACGACCCAAUAUUAAACAGAGAACCGCAUUACAAAUAACGAGUGCAGCCGAAGAAUCAACUGUAGAUGAUGUUGAAGACCUGGUAAUACUGGGAAGCAGUCGCAGAAUGCCAGCAAAUAAACGAGAUAUAAUCGAUCAAGACAGUGAAAGUGAUAGCGAUUUUUCGAGCUGCAAAGAUAAGCAACUGAGCUAUAGUGGUGAUGAGGCUGACUGCAGUGAGAACGAAGGGCUGGUAGACAGUUUUGUGCAGCAACAAAAAACGCCAAACUCGCGUUAUCAUAAAACGGAUAUAGGGGAUACAAAUAUUAUAUCGAGUAGAAGAACCACACGACGCAUCCAGAUGAGGUCCAAUAAAACAACGCAAAGUGGAGAAGGAGUUAGCGCUCUAAAUGUAUCUUGUAUUGGACAACGAACUCGUCGUAGGUCCACUGCAAUGCGCUUAACUCCACUGAACGAGGAAUUUACUACUGAUGAUGUCAGCUCCACAAAUUCAUAUCAAUCUCUUAAAUCCACUCAGGUAUUACAAUACGACGAUGAGCAUAACUCUAAUGACGAGACGGCGAGUAUAAAUGAGGAAAGAAUACCCAGUAUAGAAUCUACAAUAUUAAGUACCACGAAUUGUACGCAAAGUGACGGUGACGAAAAAAAUCAUAAUGACACAAAUGUAGACCGUGGCGUGCUGGAUUACUUCUAUACACUUUUGCGCGAAGUAAAACAAAGCAAAAGUAUGGAUCAUCUGAAUACUGCGAGUGCGUACGAUGAAGAAGCUGAUAUUGAAGUUAAGGGAAUAGUUGAUAUGAAUGUUAAAGAAAGACAAGGGAAUAACAGAAGUGUUCGACACAAAUUGGAUAAAAAAGACACUCACAAACAUUUCGAAAGUAACGAAGCCAAUUCCUUACACAUAAAUUGCAUAGCUAACCGCACGCGCCGCCGCUCUUGGCCCAAUAUGGAAAGCACACAAAAUCAGCCACUAUUUGUUAAUCAUGCAGAAGUCGCACCCGAUAAUACAUGUACUAUUAAUUCUGGUAGUUCAAGCCAAUCAUCUCAAAGCCAAGAGGUAUACGUUAGUGAAAAAAGCAAAGUGCGCGAUGGGUUAAAAAGUAAUUGCAAAGCAGAUCGUACAGGUCGCUUUUGCAGUGAAGUUAAUGCCAUGGAAACCAUUAACGAAUUGGAUGUUGAUGCGGAGGAGCAAAACACAAUAACGGAUGUGUCUUGCAUAGCGAAGCGCACUCGCAAAUCUUUUUCGCUCAAACGCGCAUCUCAUAAUGGCAUAGUCAGCGAUAGCAGUGCAACGGAUCACACAAAUUAUAUAGCCAAAACCAGCAACUCAACUACUAGUUCGACUGAAUCGUUUAAAUAUUCUACAUUUUUUGGUCGUAGUUUUGAAUACCUCAAUGGGAGCGAGGCAAGCUGUAAAGAAACCGCAAAACGGCGGAAACGUUUAAAUACAAUUACUGAUGAAGUAGCAGCAAAGCAAAGUGCACAACUGGCACAGAAGCGGAGAAGCACUUUUGAUACACCCAAGUCAUCAAAAAUUCCUGCACUAAGUGAUGCUGAAAGUGAGUCUGAAAAUAAGAAUAUAUUCGAACUGAGUUGUAUAGCAAAUAGAACGCGCCGAAUGUCAGCCGACAGGAAAAAUGGCAAACAAAUUACUGCUGGAAGUAAAAAUAAAGAAGCUGAUAACGCACAAGCUGCUCACAUAACCUCAAAGCUAUUCAAUGACUCGCCUCAUCAUCAUAAAUCGAAUGAUAUUAUGACCAUUACAUCACCAUCGGCUAACUCAUCAGCAUCUAUCGUUUUAUCAUCGGGCUCCAAGCGUGGUCAACGCAUACGCAUGCGUCCACGUCGUUUUCUUUAUAGUGACGACGAUUGGGACAGUGUUAAAUCAAAUGUUCUAGACUCGCCAAUACCUAAAAUGCUAAGCUAUUCAAAUAUAAUGGAAAUGAAUGAUGCUUACAUAAUGCCAAAAUAUGUGCGUGUCAAUGGAAAACUGAAAAGGGUUCCAACAGAAACUCUUCCGCAGCAGCAAACACUUGACGCUAAAACGCAUUUCGCCCGAAGCUAUAAUCUACUUUUACAUACCACAAAUGAUAAUCACCACACCAGCACCAGCAGCACUUAGUCGCACAGACAACUGUUGUAGUCAACAUGCAUUUCUCAACAAUUUCAGCUUAAACUCCCUUGCGCUCACGUAGACCCAUUGCUUGCAAUAUUGUGAAUCCAUCCCAUAUAAUCAUCGUUUACUUGGUAGUAGAUUAUUAUUAUGUUUUAUUAUUAUUAUUAUUUAGUGACUGGUAUGAAUACCAGUACUAAAAUUAUGUUUGAGCAUUGGCUGCAGAGGCCAUCAGCUCUGUGUCGUCUGUGGGUGUCUGGAUUAUUUGUUAUAUUGUCAUUUCGAUAGUUUUAAUGAAUUUUGCUUAAUUUAAUUUAAGUUGGCUUAUAAGCCAUCUAUCAUGAAGGUUAGAGGUCUGUCCGUUUGUUGUUUAUGAUUGAAAUUUUGAAGCUGUGGAUGAGCGCAAAUGACAAUUUUUUGUUUAACAAAAUGGUGCGUUGCUAGUCAACCUACGAACCAAGGCGCAUUCAUUAAAGGUGAACAAACAACAACAAUGCUUUGUACGUUUGCUUGUCAGCGCAAAGUAUUGGCAAAGUGGAAAACAAAGAAUGCAUUCGCCUAGUUUCAUUCUGUGCUGACAGUCACAUGGACACAGUGAAAAAAAAAAAAACAAAUCAGCUGAUUUACCGAUACCACCCAAGAGGGAUAGAAUAUACGAUUGCGUCUUCCGCAUGCGCCGUGUCGUAAGAGUCCACCAUAUAUGUAUGGGGAAUGUUUAUGCUGCUACAACAACAACAACAACCAAACACAAGAAAUUAUACGCAGCGUCUUCUGCAUAAAAACGCAGAAAACUACAUUUGGAGGCUUUAUAUUCAUUUGUUUGUUUUGUAUUGCGAAGGGAGCUGCCGUCUGAGUAAGGUAACUGUUUUUAAUGGCGCCACCUUCAGUACUCAAUUCGCCUUGGAUACCACCUUUAAUAGAUUCGCCUUGUUACGAACAUAUUUUUGUGAAUGUUGUGUGCGCCAGGAAGCGGAAGGAAGAGAGCGAAUUAUUUUUUUUAAAUGUUUAAUGUUUUGGUUUUUUAACCUGGAAAUCAGCAAACAUACAGAUUUUACGUUUAAGUUUGGAUUUAAGAUUCAUAUAUUUACUUUCUAAUUGCAUUUCAAAAUCUUGGAAUGAAAACUUACUCGAUUUCGUUUAUGAAAAUCUUCAGAGCAAAGAAGUUGCGAGGUUUUACAAUCUUUUCAUGAAUGAUUGUGCCAAAAUGCACUAUUGUAAGCAAAUCAUUACUCAAAUGUAGAAAUUGAUUGUUGAAUUAUAAAAUAGUUAUAAAUUAUAAUUUUCUGUAAAAUACAGGGUGGCUGAUGAAUUUUGCUACAUUAAGAAACUCAAAUAACUUUUUUUUUAGUGUAUGGAAUUCAUUUAUUUAUUUUUUCAAGUUGAAGGUCAUUAAAUUUUAUUAAAUGUAGCUUAACUAGUUUUAAAAAUAAUUGAAUUUAAAUACCCCCCAUGCUCGUUGACACAAGUGCGGCAUCUUAGUAAAAAGUUGUUCAUUGCUGCUUUGAGAGUUGCGACAGGAAUAGCCGCAAUUGUUGCCCGAAUGGAUUGUUUUAGUUCAUCCAAAUUUGUUGGUUUUGUUUUAUAAACUUCUUGUAUACAUAAACCCCACAAGAAAAAGUAAGGUGCAGUAAGGUCAGGCGACCUGGGGGGCCAACGAAAUUCGGAGUUUCUUGAAAUCAGUUUAUUGGGAAAUUUUCGUCGCAACUCUGUCAUAACAGUCUGGGCUAUGUGAGACGAUGCCCCAUCUUGUUGAAACCACACAGAGUUGAAAGGAAUUCUCUUUCGGCGUAGUUCUGGAUAGAGAAAUUCUUUCAGCAUUUUCAAAUAACGGUCUCCAGUAACCGUAACGGUGUGACCAUUUUCUUCAAAAAAAUAAGGCCCGACAAUACAGCGUGAAGAAACCGCACACCACACUGUCACGCGAAGAGGAUGCAAUUCCGUCUCGUGGAGUAUCUGUGGGUUAGAAGUACUCCAUAUUCGAUAAUUU